CCAGUACCGUAGGUACCUCAGGCUAUCUACGGUACCGUAGGUACCUUAAGAUGCAUACUUGGUACCUACUGCGGUACCGUACCAGCAAGUACCGUACUGCGGUAGGUGGUACCGUAGUACUACGGUACAUCAGGCUGCAGAUUGCUUGCAAGUUUGCAAGUAGUGGUGUCAGGUGCCCGUAUUGGUUGUAAAUGUAAAUUUUCAUGAGCUCAAAACUUGUGAAGCCACUAAAUGUACUCUACGUAUGGGCUUGCUUGAUGGCGCGAUUAGGGAAGUCAAUAGCUGAGGACAUAGAUCAUAAUAUUCACAAUAUGACCAUUAGAGUAAAGCAAGUGGAACAGGAGUUUAUUAAAAAUGGCAGUGAGAGUGUGGCGCUAGCGGCUCUGGUGGUGAGUGGCCAUAAGGCCAUCGAUAGCAAAUUCAUUCAACAAUCGGCGUGUGCAGCACUAACCAUGAUCAAUAGUGCUCGGACUCCCGGGGGCUUUUAUGGUGAUGCAGUUGUGAUGAUGGGUCCUUUGGGUACUAGCACGCCGUUAGACCUAAACUCGUGGCGGAGUGCACGGCCAGGAUGGCUAUCUGAACAUGAUGAUCAUGCCAAGGAGCUCGCUGCGCUUAUGGACGUCAAGGGACUACGAAUCAGGGCGAUGGACCUAGUACCACUUUUGUUAAGCAAUACAUACCCGUUCAUGAAGCGCAACUUAAACUACAUGAAACUUGCCGUUUAUACCCUGGGCACCUACGACAAGGUCAUGUUUGUCGACCUGGACAUUGUAGUUGUUGGGCCACUCUCCGACAUCCUGGCACUAUCCACGAGGUCAACUGAGCUCGUCGGCUACCGAACAUGCACAGCUCCGGUGAAUAGUGGCUUUUUUAUCGUUCGGCCCGGGGGCAGUAAUGGAAAGCGACGACUGAGGCAUCUUAAUAAUAUUGCCCUACGGAACAAUUGCCCGUGCAGGAGCUCAAGAGACCCCUUCGCCAGUUUCGGUUUUGACAACUGGGGCAGAAUCACCAACGACCUUAAAAAACUCUGGAAUUCUGGUACCUACGAUGCACCGAACAGGCCUCAACAUAAAAAAAUGUGCCGCAGUGUUUUGGGUAAAACAGAGCGUACCUGGGACCUUGCUGGGUCAGGCACCGGUCAAGGAUUGAUGUGGUAUUACUUUGCACUCAAAAUCAAUUCCUAUGUAUCUCUCACCUACUCAGACCUGCCCUUGGUUCACUACAAUGCCCCCGGUCCGAAGCCUUGGGUACCCGGUGCACAAACAAAGGCCACUAAUGACCCAGGGAUACGCCAGCAUUGCGACUUCAUUUGGUGGUCAAGCUUUCUCAGAGCGGAGAAUAAAAUGCCCACGUCAGUUUUUGACAAAUGUUUUGAUCUCCUUUUACCUCAUCUUGAUACCAAGCGCGAUGCCGGGCACUUCAUUGGGCCUUCCUGUUGUCGAACUUGUCCAGGAGGUGGUCAUUUUGCAACGUCACAGCGUUGCUCAGACCAUAAAUCGCUUGCAAGGUACUCAGUUGAUCAUUGCACCAUUAUCGCCGAGGUCAAAGCCCCGCCUACAAGAAAAGUUGACGUUUUAAGAGAAAACUUGCGUGCAUUUAGCUAGUUGCGUGCACAUUAGGCCUCGUAUGGUUGUUCGGCCCAUGGAUUACUACAAAAUCCACUGGACUAAGUUUGGGACAGCUGACUGGAGUUUUUGCGUGUGUGUUGGUGAGGACUAGCCUGCACAGAGCGGUAUAUUCUUCUGGCAGCCACGUAUCUAUUGCGGUUUUUCGAUCAUUGGGCGACCUUUCUGCAAAAUUGAGCAGUGUUAAAACAAACCGUGAUGCAUCACCCACUUCGUCAUUUAGUUCAGAGCCGACCGGCUCUAAGCGCCCCCUAAGCGCCCCCUAGAGAGUAGUGGUGAUGUUGAAUUAUCCUGACAAUGCCCACGAAUAAAAUGAUACGCUUCUACAUUUGAUCAUCAUCAAAAGUAAUAAACACGCACGAAAUAAAAGGGAAAGGGCGGAACCAAAAAUUGAGGAAAUUUUCAAUUGAUAGGAAGGUCGCAAUAUGGGGCCGUUUUGUGACGCGGAGUACCGUGUCUUGGCCUACCAUUUUUUUUAUUUGCCUCGCCACUCACUAAUGCGCUAUCGGCGGAGGUUAAAGACGACCGGGCGCCGGUCUUUUGCCCUAUCAGUAAGGCGAAAUUUGCCGCUACGCUAGUAGUCUGGCGUUCGGCUCCGUCGUAGCCACCACUUUCUAAUUAGCGGGCGGUUAGAACGGACGGUAACGAUAUCAUAUGAUAGAUUAGUUCAGGUUGGGCCCGGUUACUAGUACGUUAACAUUUAGUGACGGGUGGUUCACCGAACCCCGAAUUCUAACCGUCUCGGCCGGGGCCAACUUGAGCCAGAGGUCCCCCUUGAACAAUCGAUUAAACCAUCUUACGUACGGGUUUUUCCUCCCUGCACGUCCCCUUCGGGGACGUGCCUACGCCUAGUCUAGUC
This is a messenger RNA of Pelagomonas calceolata, 2484 nucleotides long. The record is from the annotation of a GenBank genome assembly. NCBI's taxonomy places the organism in Eukaryota, Pelagophyceae, Pelagomonadales, Pelagomonadaceae.